This is a messenger RNA of Paramisgurnus dabryanus, 3177 nucleotides long. RefSeq names its product UDP-glucuronosyltransferase 2C1. Lineage: Eukaryota; Metazoa; Chordata; Actinopteri; Cypriniformes; Cobitidae. The record is from RefSeq and is a predicted model, not a curated record. Gene Ontology annotation, molecular function: UDP-glycosyltransferase activity.
AAAAGAACCUUUACCCCAAAUACGUUUAGAAAGGCUUGUAAAGCAGCAUAAUAAAUACUGAGGAUUUAAACUCCUGAGGUGAAUUUCAAGGAGUUCAAGUGCAUGUUCUCAGGUUGUGUAUGAAGAUGCAUCAUUCAGUCUGUGUCAGUUUGCUGACACUGUUAAGCGCAUUGCUUGGGGCAGAUGGUGGUAAAGUGUUGGUGUGUCCACUAGACGGAAGUCACUGGGUGAACAUGAAGGUCCUUAUUGAGGAACUGUAUAGCAGAGGACACAAUAUAACAGUGUUGAGACCUUCUAACAGCUGGUAUAUCAAGACAGAGUCACCUUUUUACAAUUCUCUCACCAUUCCAAACACAGGAGGGUUCGACGAGGAGUUUUUAAAUUCAUUGAUCGGCCAGCUCUUGAAAAUCCAAAGAGAAGGAAAUUCCUUUUGGAACCAAAUUCAACUGGAGUAUGAAAUUACCAUUCAAUUUAAAAGCGUGUAUGAAGAAAUGGUUCAUAUGAUGGAGAGAAUGUUUGAAGAUGAAGACAUGAUGACAUUGAUCCGAGAUGCAAAAUUUGAUGUGGUUUUGUCAGACCCGGCUGCUGGUGGUGGCUCAAUACUAGCUCACAAAUUUAACAUUCCUCUGGUUUUUAACGUUCGGUGGACGAUUUUCGGAGAGGGGCAUUUUGUAAUUGCUCCUUCUCCUUUAUCUUACGUUCCUAUCCCAGGAGCGAAGUUAACCGAUAAGAUGACAUUUCUCCAACGGGUGAAGAAUGUUUUGAGUUACAUUUUUACCCUGAUUCAGUCUGCAAUAGUGUCCAAACCCUGCUACAAUUCCUUCUGUAGCAAACAUUUUGGUCCCGAUGUUGAUAUCAUCUCCCUACUACAGAAUGCAGAUAUCUGGCUUAUGAGAAAUGACUUUACUUUUGAGUUUCCAAGACCAACAAUGCCAAAUGUGAUCUAUAUGGGCGGCUUCCAAUGCAAACCUGCAAAGCCGCUUCCAGCUGAUCUUGAGGAAUUUGUGCAGAGCUCUGGGGAGCAUGGAGUCAUCAUCAUGUCUUUGGGAACCCUUAUUGCUCAUCUUCCACAGGAUGUCACCAAUGAGAUAGCGGUGGCUUUUUCUCAACUUCCUCAAAAAGUUAUUUGGAGAUACACAGGGCCGCGACCUGAAACUCUUGGAAACAACACAUUACUUGUGGAUUGGCUCCCUCAAAAUGACCUGCUUGGACAUCCCAAGACUAAAGUAUUUGUGGCACAUGGUGGCACCAAUGGAAUUCAGGAAGCCAUUUACCAUGGGGUGCCUAUUUUGGGUCUCCCUUUAGUUUUUGAUCAACCUGACAAUCUGUUCAGAAUGGAAGCAAAGGGUACAGCAAAAAUUGUAGAUAUUUCAACUGUUGACAGAACAGUAUUUCUAGAAGGAUUAAAGGAGGUCUUGUAUAAUUCAUCUUACAGAGAGAACAUGCAAAGACUGUCCAGACUUCACCGUGAUCAGCCAAUGAAACCUCUUGAUCGUGCCGUCUUCUGGAUUGAGUUUGUCAUGAGGAACGGUGGAGCUCCUCAUUUACGAACACAAUCUUUCAGAAUGUCCUGGAUCGCUUACCACUCCAUAGAUGUUAUUUUGACUUUAAUGGUGGUGGUUUUCAUUUUUGUAUUUUUUGCAAUAUAUGCAUUAAGAUUUAUUUUGCGAGCUUUAUUCAGAAAGAAAGUAAAACAUGAGUGAUACACGAACUGGAAAUAAAAUAUGUAGAUCGUCUGAGAUGACCAUAAUGUUUUUGGAAUGUUGUACACAAAUCUAGAAAUCCAAACAAUAGUAUUAAAAUUAUAAUUCAGAUCAAAUUUUGUCUCAUCAGGUGUGUUUUUGAAUCUUAAACUGACUGUUUAGAGCUGAACCACUGGUGUUAUACUUACAAAUGAUUGUUGUUGGUUGGUAAAUAUUAGCUAAAGUAAUUGCUUAUCUUUAUCAGCGUGUAGCAUUUACUAUUUAAAAAGUCCUUUGAACAUCAUAAAGACAAGGGAAAAGGUUAUAUGCACAAAAUACAUUAUCACUCCAAGCUGUCAUGCAUGGUAAGACUGUGUCACCCAGUUGUCCAAGCCUUGUUGCUUAAUUGAGCUACGCAGGGUUAAACCUCAUCAGUAUCUGGAUGGGAGACCUCCUGGGAAAACUAGGUUUGGUGUCAGUGAGACCAGUAGGGAGUGCUCACCUUGUGGUCCCAAGUAUAGUAAUGGGGACACUACACUGUUGUUAAGCACUGUCCUUCAGAUGAGAGGUUAAACCGAGGUCCUGGCAUCUCUGUGGUUUGUUAAAAAUCCCAAGAUGUACUUUGGAAAAAAGUAGGGGUUUACCCUGGCAACCUGGCCAAAUUUUCCAAUUGGCCUACUAAUCGUCCCCAUAUUUACUGGCUAUGUCUUCUCUUCACCAAUAAUAGUGGACGGUCUGGUGCAGUAUAGCUGUCGUCGCUUCAUCCAGGUAGAUGCUGCAAAUUGGUUAUGGUUGGGAAGAAUUACAUAUUUUGCUUAAAGUUUAUAGUUCAAACAUUUGAUUGUAUUUUAUCUUAUGAUACUAAUAAAAUUAUCUUCAUCAUUGACAUUUAUAAAAUACCUUUUACUCUAUAACAUAUUAAUUUAUAUGAUAUUCUUUCUGUUAAAGGUUGUGAAAGAAAAUGCAUUUUCCAAAAUUAUUGGUUUGUUCAUUAUGUUCUCUUUUCUAUCAGUAUCUUACGGUGGCAAAGCUAUUGGAUUAAUAUGAAGGUCCUCAUUGUUGAGUUGCAUUCGAAAGGUCAUAGUUUUACAGUUUUACACACAUUACUUUGGAUAUUGAUAAAUUUAACAAUGAUUUCAUGUUGAAGUUUCUUCCUCAUGUACUGCAAAACAGAUGCAGGGGAUGGUGUGCGUUGUCCAAUAUGGACAGCAAUUUGUCCAGGGUCUUUCUUUCUGCCACUGUCACCAGUGAAUCCACUUCUGACCCUACUACUGAGCCAGCUCUCCUUACCAGUCUGUCCAGUCUGCCAGCAUCUCUCUUCUUACUGUUUCCUCCCCAACAAACUACACCAUAAAAGAGGACGCUGGCCACCACAGACUGGUAAAACAUAUGCAGUAGUUUUUUGCAGAUUUUGAAGGACCCUAGCCUUCUCAAGAAAUACAGACGGCUCUGCCCUUUUCUGCAGAGAGAGUCCAUAUUUGCAAUCCAAUCUAGC